UAAGUGUGUUCUAAAUUGACGUAAUUGGGUCACGGGCUGCAAAUCAAAUGCGUAAAUUUUAGUAAAAUGUCAAGAAAUCAUAUGUUACUGGGGAUUACGGUAAUAUAUCAUCAGAGGAUAUUGCAGUUUUACUCCAUACAAGUAUAUAACUCAUAAUUGAAUGUAAAGAUGGGCUAACAGUGAGGGGAUGGACACUAUUCCAGGUUCUGUAUCACUACCAUUGUUAGGUAUUGGUGUUUUUACCUUAUUGCUCAGUGUGGUCUUCUGCUGCUAUAUGUGGAAGCUGAAAAGAGAUGCAAGACAAGAAAGAGGGUAUAGAAGGAUUGAAUUUUCACCAAAAAAGAAAAAUUUAAGAAAUGAUACUUGCCCAGUAUGCCUUGAUGAAUUUCUCUCGAAAGAGAAGAUAGCAAUAUGCACCUGCCACCAUGUAUUUCAUUCAAAGUGCCUACUGGAAUGGUUGCGACACAAGAACAACUGCCCAAUGUGUAAAGCACCAGUGCGUAAAGAUACAUCUGCUUCGUCGUCGCGCGUCAGCCCUGCAGAGACGACGGGACUUAUACUCUCUAUACCUCCCGCUAGACUUGACUCUGUGUCCGAAGAAUAAAACCGAUGAACAAUGUUGAUAGUAUUUUACUCUAUCUACAAAAGUGCUAAUUUUAUUCUUGAAUCAGUGUGUUAUUUUUCGUAUGAAGUUUUUUUUAUUCAGAGAGAAAAAACAUUAGAGAAGACAUGCUCAUUAGAAGUGUUUCAUGACAUAAACUUUUACAAGUUACAUGUAAGUUGUUCCAGUUAUUUUUCAAGUUUUCGUAAAAGAUUCCAGAUUGAAAAAAAAACUUUUUCCCGGUUCAGCAUUCAGAGUCACAAUGUACCUUCAUCAACAAAAGAUAAAUUGUUUUGAAGCAUCCAUUAACUGUAAUUCAGAAUUCAAUUACUUCGGAAGAGUUAAGAUUUCAUGAUCUGCUCUCCAGAUUCAGGGUUUAGAGAAAAUGUUAGUGUAAAACAUUGUAACAAAGAGUUGAGCAUUAAACAUUUUGAAGCCCUUACAGAAGAGUGAUUGAGAAUUUAAAACCAAAGUUUGUCAGGAGAAAGUUACUUUUCAAAACCAAAGUUCGUCAGGAGAAAUUUACUUUUCAAAACCAAAGUUAUUAAGACAAGCUGUGAUAUAGUGGACUAACUGAAUUGGACAUAAUUAUCAUAUUUGCAUAAUUAUGUAUUUGUUUUAAAGGCACAUUAUGCCCCAGAAACGAAUAUUUUUUUCCUACUUUAGAAAAGGGAAAACCUGAGUUCUAUAAUGUUUAGAUAAUAGUUUUAGCGCUGUUAAAUAUUUAUCACCUGAAGAAUUUACCACUGCGUGUGGCAUUAUUGUUUAUGAAAGUAAUAAAAUGUAAAAACAGUGGUAUUGUGAAUUCCAUAUAAAAUACUUAAUCACUGUAACUGUACUUACUGCCAAAAAGAAACAAAAGAUGGUUAGAGAAUUGUUCAAUGAGUAACAUUUUGAAACAAUGAAAGGACACCAAAAGUGAAAAAGCAUUUUAGAAAUAGAAUUAACAGCAUUUCUGUAGCAUAAUUUGCCUUUAAGGUAGAUUUUAGAAAGCUGUAUAUACGUGUAUCAGGGGUUUGAAUAGUAAUCAGUAGAACAGUUGAAAGUAAAUUUGUGGUCAAAAUCAUAACAAAGAACAACUUCCUUAAGCAAGCUGAACAAUGUGCAAAAUAUUAGAUUGGAGCAGACAUUUCUUAAUCAAUAUUAAUAUUUCUUUCAAGUUUGAUUAUAUGAAUAUAAUAUUUAUGAACCAACAUCAUUUCUUAAAUUUUUUCUUUUUUGGGAGCAGAAUUUUUUGUUAUGCUAAUUUUUCAAAAAUGAACAAAGCAGUCCUAGUGUUUAAAAUACAUGUACAUUUUGAAAUAUGAAAAAAAUGUUAUAUGAAGAAUUAAGUAUUUUUUGCCAGUUGUGUAAACUGAGAUAUUUUUGUGACAUCAAUAUUUCAGACUAAUUGGGCAAGGUUUAAUAAAUGCGCAUUUUCACUUUCAAUACACUGUUAAAUUUUAAAAUUGAUUGUGAUAAACUUGGCAAAUAUUUUGUGAAAUUUAAUCCUUUGCAAAAAUUUCAGAUUUUACAUUUUUGUUUUACAUCCUUCAGGCAGAGAAUGUGUGUCUAUAAGGGCGAUAAUUUUAUCAAUAUCAUUUUCAUUAAAACAGAGUGAUCGUGUUGAAUUCGAGAUUAGAUUCUGCUCAUAAUGUUUUAAGCAAAUUUAUGGAAAAAAUAUUUGGUCAAGUGACAGGACAGAAUAAAAUGUAUAAUGCAAAUGAUGGUAAAAGAAAAAGAUGAAUCAGUAACACCUCUUUAUUUCAUGCUUUCCAGUGUUUUAUUGUAAUAUAUCAGAUGAUUAUAUUCUGAAAAACCACUAGUGAAAUUUAUAAAAUAUAAUUUUCACUGUAGCCGGACUAUAUCUGAAUGCGGAUGAAAAGAAAAUCAUAACUAAAUGGAAUAACAGGCAGAAAUUAAUGCCGUCGUGCGUAAAUUUUGCUUCCUCAGGAAAAGAAAGUCGAUGUCAUCAUACAGCAUGUUAAAAACGUAACAAAAUUAAAGAAAUUUUACAGACCUAUAUUUCAAAAUUGAUUAUGUGACGUCAUGAUGUGAUGACGUCACAAAGGAGAAUGCGUGACGUUACGCG
Molecule: messenger RNA, 2672 nt
Organism: Ruditapes philippinarum (Manila clam)
Lineage: Eukaryota; Metazoa; Mollusca; Bivalvia; Venerida; Veneridae
Product: RING finger protein 122-like
Exons: 6
Coding region: 188-604 (138 amino acids)
Biological process (GO): protein ubiquitination
Molecular function (GO): ubiquitin protein ligase activity
Source: RefSeq, a predicted model, not a curated record